AUGUCCAGCACUGCCGACUCCAUAGAACCUUCCAGUUCAAGUCCUCCAGCCCUGGUUCAGCCUACAUAUACCCAAGAACAAGUUAUGCAGAUGCUCGGCACUCUGCUGUCACACACAACCACUCAACAACCCAUUCAACCAGCUCCUAACCCACAGCCUACUGCCCCAGCAUUUAUUGCUGCUCCAGUCACUGAACAUAAGUCUCUUUUUGCUGCCUUUCCUUGUCUCGAGCCAGACACGCUGCUGUUGAUGGUUGAUCCUUUGGAUAUCAACGUCUUAAUAAUCCUUCGAGUGCUUCUUGGCGUAAUGUGUGUGAGAGAGAGGUUAGAGAAUGGUGGAAUCAAGGUCGACGAAGGUCCUAGAUCGUGCAGAGGCGAUGUCGCCGCUACUCAUGCCAUGAGCAAUGUAGAAACGACCUCCCGUGGUGACGCGUUGCGCGAAUACUUAACUUCUCAUCGGUCAUCCCGGAAAAUCCCGCGUGGGGAACAAUUGCCCCCGAUCAGAUCAAUGAAGUUAUUCAAAUACCUCGCUAUAUUCCCCGAGGAACCGCUCCUUGUGCAACCAGCCUUUGGGUUUGGCUAUCAUCCAGUAACUAUUGGCCAAUACCUACAACGUUCUCCAAAUUUCCGGGUCGUGCGCAAGUUCGGCCACGCUGCUGCUGCAACUCUGUGGCCUUGUGAGGAACUAGAUCUCAGACAUAUUUUGCCUCCGUCAAGAUACUGA
Guyanagaster necrorhizus is the source of this 723-nucleotide messenger RNA. RefSeq lists its product as uncharacterized. NCBI's taxonomy places the organism in Eukaryota, Fungi, Basidiomycota, Agaricomycetes, Agaricales, Physalacriaceae. The record is from RefSeq and is a predicted model, not a curated record. The transcript has 6 exons. Bases 1 to 723 code for a protein of 240 amino acids.